AUGCUGUGGAUAUUGAUCGCAGUGAUGUGCAUCGAGCUAUCGACUUUUACCAACGCACAGUCGAAGAAAACUACGUUUACUCAGGAAGAUGCGAACAACACCGAGCCGGAUCAUCCUAUACCCAUGGAAUCGAUGCAGGGAGUGGCAGGACAGAGAGCAACUUUGCCGUGUAAUAUACAACCCCGUGAGCCGAACGACGCAGUCUCUAUGGUGCUCUGGUUCAAAGAGGACAGCGGCGAACCUCUCUACAGCUACGACGCGAGGAAUCGGCAAAGCAAGGCGAAACUAUGGAGCGCCCCGCAUUUUUGGGGCGACAGGGCGUCCUUCAGAGCGAGCCCACCUGCUCAGCUGACGAUCAGAGACCUGCGGGAGAGCGACGAGGGAGUUUACAGAUGCAGAGUCGACUUUCGCAACUCGCCGACCAGGAACCUCAAGGUCAACUUCACCGUCAUCGUACCGCCAGCCAAGCCGAUCAUCUACGACGCGAAGAGAAGAGACAUGAGCAAACUCCUGGAGGCCUACCCCGAAGGAGCUGACCUGUUCCUCGUCUGCGAGGUUCACGGAGGUAAACCGAGACCCCGAGUCGCAUGGUUUCUGGAGUCGCAAAUAAUCGAUGCGCCGUCAGAGAUUCGAGAGACCCAAGGGCCAGGAGGUGAAACCAACGUCGUAACCAUAAGCAACGUGACGCUGCAUGGUCUCACGAGGAGCCACUACCAUGCCAAACUGUUCUGCAAGGCGAGCAAUACUCAUUUAGCACUGCCGUCCACCACUGCCGUCAUCAUCGAGCUUCACAUGAAACCGCUCAAAGUGGAAAUUACGGGAAAGGACAAGAUUCUCUCGGCGGGGAAGAAGUACGAGACUAGGUGUCAGAGCACGGGAUCGAAGCCACCGGCUGUCUUAACCUGGUGGAAGGCUUCGAAGCAGCUCAAGAGGACCAUCAAAAAUGAAGACGGAACAAGCGUGAGCGUACUGCACUGGACACCUUCGAUCGAAGACGAAGGAAAGUUUCUCGUGUGUCGAGCAACGAAUCCGAAGCUGCAGGAGGCUGGGAUCGAGGAACGAUGGAAACUAAAAGUACACUUUUCCCCUGUGGUCACCCUGAAGAUGGGCUCGUCGUUGAAUCCGAAGAACAUCAAGGAAGGCGACGACGUUUACUUCGAGUGCAACGUUCGGGCGAAUCCUAGAGCUUACAAAUUGACAUGGUUUCACGAG
Habropoda laboriosa is the source of this 1212-nucleotide messenger RNA. Its product is annotated as synaptogenesis protein syg-2-like. The record is from RefSeq and is a predicted model, not a curated record. The transcript has 8 exons. The annotation marks the transcript as partial. Lineage: Eukaryota; Metazoa; Arthropoda; Insecta; Hymenoptera; Apidae.